AUGAUGGAAACUGCGAUUACCGCCUCAUCGGGCGAUUGCACAGUCACCGGGAACCACAGUACUCGUUACAGGAAAUCGAAGAUAUUAAGUGGACGACGCGUCUUCUGCAUUGACAGGGAGUACCGCCAAGUUGUUGAAGCUUGGUAUGUAGUCAUCUGGCAGCAAGUGUUUAGCCACGUCGUUUACGUGGCGAGCGGCGUCUAUGUGACUAAGCAGCAACUACUUUCUGUCUUCUUGUCUCCCAUCAUGCUCGGCAAACUCGUGCAUCUAGGGAUUGAUGCGGUGCUUAUCAGUGUCUUCCUUGCUGGACUGAAGCGCAAUACUGGACUCACUCCCAAACUCUCACAAGUCCCAAAUAAGGACAUUCGUCAACUGCUCCGCUCAUAUCUCGAGUUUGGCGAGUACGCAUUCGACUUCGCGGUUGUCGUAUGUGGGCGGUCUACUUCUUUCGAGCGAACACGAUGA
Messenger RNA from Mycena indigotica, 465 nucleotides. RefSeq lists its product as uncharacterized. Gene Ontology annotation, cellular component: cytoplasm. The transcript is spliced from 5 exons. Lineage: Eukaryota; Fungi; Basidiomycota; Agaricomycetes; Agaricales; Mycenaceae. The coding region runs from base 1 to 465 and encodes 154 amino acids. The record is from RefSeq and is a predicted model, not a curated record.